This is a messenger RNA of Zophobas morio, 1252 nucleotides long. Its product is annotated as medium-chain specific acyl-CoA dehydrogenase, mitochondrial-like. Gene Ontology annotation, biological process: medium-chain fatty acid catabolic process. Gene Ontology annotation, cellular component: cytoplasm; mitochondrion. The record is from RefSeq and is a predicted model, not a curated record. Gene Ontology annotation, molecular function: flavin adenine dinucleotide binding; medium-chain fatty acyl-CoA dehydrogenase activity. The coding region runs from base 41 to 1210 and encodes 389 amino acids. Lineage: Eukaryota; Metazoa; Arthropoda; Insecta; Coleoptera; Tenebrionidae. The transcript has 7 exons.
GUUGUAGUUGUUGUUUUGUAAAGCGCAAACAGUGUCAAAAAUGGCUUUCUUGAAGACUGUAUGUACCACGAGUACCACUCUAGGACGACGCGCACUGUCUGUUUCUUGUGUGCGAAGUACCACCCAUCAAAACGGGUACAACUUUGAGUUGAACGAUACCCAGAAGGAGUACCAAGCAGUCGCGCGCAAGUUUGCAAGGGAGGAAAUCGCGCCGGUGGCGGCUCACUACGACAAGGCUAACGAGUUUCCACACGAAAUCGUCAAGAAAGCUUGGACUUUGGGUCUGAAUAAUUUAAGCAUUCCCAAACAUUGCGGGGGUCUGGAAGAAAAGGUUUUUAAUUUUUGUCUCAUCCUAGAAGAACUGUCAUGGGGUUGCACCGGGAUAUCCAAUGCCAUCAGUUCGUCAGGUCUAGGGCAAAGCCCGGUGAUCCUUGCCGGUACGAAAGAACAACAAAAGAAGUACCUAGGGCGCCUGGUGGAAGAACCCCUCCUGACUGCGUACUGUGUGACCGAACCCGGCACUGGGUCCGACGUGAACGGAGUGAAAACCCGUGCUAAGAAAAAAGGUUCCUUUUUCGGUUUCUCCAUUUUUUUAUUUUUUGAUUUUUCAAUUUUCCGAUGUUUCAAUUUCAAUUUCCCAAUUUUUAUCCUUUUCAAUUUUACGAUUUCUAAAUAUUUCGAUUUUUCCUACAAUUUCUCUAUUUUUAUCCCCAAAGAAAACGUCCUUCUGGGAGAGGGAGCAGGGUUUAAGAUUGCUAUGGGUGCUUUUGAUAAGACCAGACCACCGGUGGCUUGUGCCGCUACUGGGAUAGCACAACGGUGUUUGGAUGAAGCCACUAAGUACUCUCUAGAGAGGAAAACCUUCGGGGUACCGAUUGCUCACCACCAGGCUAUCGCUUUCAUUCUAGCCGAUAUGGCGAUUGGUGUAGAAACCGCUCGUCUGGCUUGGAUGAAAGCGGCCUGGGAAGCAGACAACGGGAUAAGAAAUAGCUACUCUGCGUCGAUUGCAAAGUCGUACGCUGCGGAUGUUGCCAACAAGAGCGCUUCUGAUGCCGUCCAAGUCUUUGGUGGUGCGGGAUUCAAUAGCGAAUAUCCCGUGGAGAAACUAAUGCGCGAUGCGAAAAUCUACCACAUCUACGAAGGUACCACCCAAAUCCAGAAACUCGUGGUUUCAAGAAGCGUGAUCGACUCCACGAAGAGUGUGGCUUAAGUGUUGUAUUAUGGUUACAGAAUAAAGUUUCUAUUUUUUUUA